This is a messenger RNA of Carassius auratus (goldfish), 4691 nucleotides long. It is a transcript of the gene slx4ip, whose product is annotated as SLX4 interacting protein. Bases 298 to 1383 code for a protein of 361 amino acids. Lineage: Eukaryota; Metazoa; Chordata; Actinopteri; Cypriniformes; Cyprinidae. The record is from RefSeq and is a predicted model, not a curated record. The transcript has 8 exons.
CGUCUCCGUGACAACUGCACGCUCCGGGGUCCUAACGCGACAGGGCAAGUUUCAAACCAUCGGCGGGAGAAAAUAUUAAAGCGUCUUUCAUAGUUACUAUUUUAUUGUUAUGCUCGAGUCGUUUUAAUGAAAUGUAGAAUGUGUAUUGUCAAUUAUAUCUAUACAACCCGGGAAUAUCAUAAUAACAUCUGUGAGCGUUAUUUUACCAUCCCUUCCUGUAUUGUGUUUUGAUUUUCUACAACUUCAGUCCAACUGCAUCUGUCACGAACACUCAUUACAUGGUGACUAUUUUUGUUGAUGGAUAUUCAGCGCAUUUUCUUCGAAAUUUUGCAGUGUUUCAUCAGAAUGCAGACUUCUAAAUUUGUAGUCAAGUGUGGGAAUUUUGCCGUGCUAGUGGAUCUUCACAUACUGCCCUUAGGCGGUCAAGACAAUGCCAGCUGGUUCACUCCAGAGCACAGGAAGGAAGUUGUCUCUCUGAUUAGAGAUGCAUUGGAGCUGAGGGUGAGGCAAUUUCAAGAGGCCAGAUACCAGAAGAUCCAGCCCAAACUGAGGAAGGAUCUCACCCUGACCGCCCCGCUCUGCCUUGAAGGUGGGAAUGUAUGCUUGGCGGUGCACUUCAUGAAACGACACUUCAACCUGAGAUGCAUUAUCAGGCAGCAAUACAGAGAGUUGCGUGUGUUUCCUGAGCGUGCUGUAGUGUGUGCCAGUCCUCCAGAGAAUUCUGCUAUUCCCAGUGGAAGUCUGAACCUGGAUGUGUGUGAACCAAACCAUUCAAAGUAUUUUUCUGGCUCUGGCGAGAUGAUAGAUCCAUUACCCAGCUCCACAUCAACAAAAAGAGCCAUUCUUCAGAAGAUUGCCAGGCAGCCUAAAAUCCAACCCCAACAACGCCAAGAUGAUCAAGUGGACAAAGCUGAAAAGGGGUCUGCUGAAGCAUGUCAUCCUGUCCCCAUAUCGUCUAGAAGCUUUCUCACGAGUGAGUCAAUGGAGGAAGGGAAAGCAGUAUUGUCAUCUAAAUUAAGUAACAGUAAAGAGACCACCGAACCAAAUCUUGAUGCUACCGGCCUGAAGAGACGACCGCGGACCCAAAGUAGCUCAGGAGAAGACACUGUCCACCAAAAGACAAAAAGACCUCGUCUUGGAGAGCCUGCAGCAUCAAGCGAUUCCAAAAAUCCCUCUUCCGACGUUGCUGCUGCAGACUCUGUUUGCAGUCUCCAGCCUGAGAUUUCACAGACUAACCAAAGCGGGCUGGCCGCAAGUUUGAGAGGCCUAUCCGUCAAGCCUUUAUCCUCUGGCUCCUCUAUUAGUUCAAGAUCUGUUGCCAGAGAGGGAAAGAAGGGGGGUGAGCACAGAACAUCCCGAUUACGCCGACUCAAGAAGUCCUAAAGGGGCGUAGCGGCAUGGAACGAGAGCGGAUAUCUGACGCCACCACGAUGGAUGUUACAGUACACACUUCUACUGUAAUACUGUCUGUCAGCGGCAGUUGCACAAGCGUUCACCACACGCAGUAUCUGCACAUACAGUACUUCCCUUCUCCCUUUAAAGUAAAAAACACAAAACUGCUCAAAUGCUUGAAUUAGAUUACCAAGAAGCUUUCACAUUUUUGAAUCGACUCCACUAGCAACAACUUAAAAGGAACUCAAGCAGACAGUAACUUCACUCUAAACAAAAACACAAAUGCAGUUCGCGUUUUCAGUGUAAGAUUUGUAUUUCAGACUAGCGGGAGCCGUUGAGCACACUGUGGCUUCAAGCCCAAAUCUCUGGCUCCAUCCGUCUGAAAUCUCCACUCUUCCAGCUUCAGCUGAGCACAUGAUUGAUUUCGCUGUGUUCUCACAUACACCGCGCUCCUUAAGCGAUCAGGGUUUUUCACCGUUGGAGCCGACUGCCGUCUCCCUGUGGUUAUUAUUUGUAAAUGUGUUAUUGCUUUUCGUAACAGCUAUAUGUCUGGUGCAGGAUGACUGACAAUGUCAUGAAACGCUGAAGUGGCGCUCGCGUCUGAUAUUUGGCUAAUCACGGGUGCAGUCGACAUUGAUUUAGUGCGUGAUGGCAGGAUGAUUAUAUGUAUGGACAUAAAUUUGUUGAGUCACAUGCUUUAUUUUCCAGCUGUGCUUACAAAUCCCUCAAUGUUUAGGCAUUUUGUAUAAUAGAGAUGUGUCAACUUUAUCAGAAUAUACAACAUUGUGCAGUUAUAAUGCCAUAACAUGGCAGUCGGAAUACUUCUGGUUUAGACUAACAACAUGACUGUAUAUUCUGAUGCCAUGUCAUGAAUUUAAAUCAUUAAAGAUAGCAAACCAUUUGUUCUUAAUCAAACAAUGUUUGCAUUGAGACACUUGUGAGCUCAAUGUCCAAGGAAUACCUUAAAAACUGAAUGCAAUCUACUGUACUGCCUUAAAAUAUAACUAAUGUUUUACUAUUACUUAACCAUUAAUAAUAAAGGAAUUCUGAUUUUUUUGACACUAUCUGGUGGUCAAAAUGACAUACUGCAAUAUCGGAGAUCAACCUUUAGCAAAUUGAAGCUUAAAAUCGCGAGGUAACCAAAGUAGCAGCAGAUCUUUUCCAUAUUGUGACUAACACUCAAGUGUAACAGAUAAGUGAAAAAUUACAACGUAGGUUCGGGAAAAUUAAGUCUUUUUAUUGCUCGAGAUGGGUUGGGUUUUAUGUGGAUUAAAUGCUUGGAGAAAUCCAGCAUACAGUAUAUCACCAAGAAGAAAACUGAGUUAUGACAUUUUGAUUAAGGCCAGGAUAAUAACAUGCAUUUACAAAUUAGAAUUUUAAGUUCAUGUUAAUUUAAAAAGAACAAUUUUAACCAUUAAAGAAAUGUCAUCAACCCAUUCCAAACCCAUUCAGCUUCCUUUCUUCUGUGGAACAGCAAAAAUAAAUUCUGGAGGCUGUGCUGAGCAUUCAUUUUGAUGUAAUUACAGUGAAUGGAGAUGGAUGUUUUCAAGCCUUAGAAAUGACACAGAGCGCAAUAAAAUAAUCAUAAAAGUUACUUGUGCAUUGUAUCCAAAGUGUUCAGAAGUUAUAAAAGCCUUUGUGUGAGAAACAGACUGAAGUUUAAGUUGUUUUUCACCAGUGUUCCUCUGCUGUGACCAAAUUGAGUCAGCAAGUUUAUCUCGAGUCUGAUUCAUAAAUCAAUCAGACAGGUUUUAUGAACUGGAUGAUUGAAAAGAUGUGACUCACAAGAAUGAUUAGUUCACAAAUUGGACUCCAGCAAUUAUAAGAAAAUCUUGAGUGAAUGUGCACUUAAAUUUCUUCAGAAGACUUUGAAUAUAGGCAUGAGUUGUAUAAACCACUUUGAUGAUGUCUUUGUGUUCUUUUUGCACCUUGAAACCUCCAGUCCUCAUUCAAUAUGCAUGGAAAACAGCAACCUUACUAUCCAAAUGCCUUUUUUGUGUACCACAGAAAAAAUAAAAUAUAUGAACAAUAUAUAAAUGCUGAUAGAAUUUACAUGAUACAUGGCUGGAAAACCCCUUUUUUCUUCUCAUCACCAUAAGCUUUGCCUUUGCCCUGCAGUUAUUUUCCUGAAUACCUCAUUCAUCAUUUAGGGAGGGAAGUUCAGUCGCAGCGUCAGUCUUCACAUGGUACAGAGUACAUUCAGACCUGCACGGCUGUACCACGAACAGACAUUUAGACAGACCUUGUGCCUCACAUUACAUUACGUCAGCGUAAGAGAGGAUUCGGCUCCUCCCAAAGCAGCACACAAACAUUUAAUUUUCCUUUUAUACAAAAUGUUUAAUAAAUAUAACAUUCAAAAAAUAUUGCCAGGAACAAACUAAAAAACAAAUUUACAGUAAGGUCAAAUAUGAACACUGAAUAUUGCCAUGAGCUCAUAGAAUUUAAAGUAACACUUUAGAAGGUUCCAUUGGUUAAUGUUAGUUCAUGUUACUUUAGUUGACAUGAACUAAGCAAGAACAAUCAUUCUACAGCAUUUAUUAAUUUUAGUUAAUGAUAAUUUCAACAUUUACUAAUGCAUUAUUCGAAUCAAAAGUUGUGCUUGUUAACAUUAGUUAAUGCACUGUGAAUUAGCAUGAACUAUGAAUAACUAUUUUCAUUAACUAACAUUAACAAAGAUUAAUACAGUAAUAGAUGUUUUGUUCAUUGUUUGUUCAUGUUAUUAAUGCAUUAACUAACAUUAACUAAUGGAACCUUAUUCUAAAGUGUUACCUAAUUUACAAAUGUGAUAAGCUUGCCGGUUUGGUGUUUUAGAGAGCCUCAAAAUAAAAGAAUAACGAAAAGAACACUACAUGUGCACAGCAAUAGAAAUGGACUCCUGAAAGCAAGGCAGUCGUCUACAGUGUUUCUAUUGGCCCCCUACUGUUCAAGUAUUCACAGCCUAGCUUAUGACAUACUGCAAACCGAAGCGGAAGAGAAAUGAUAUAUGUGAAUCAGGUUUACCAACAAGCAACUAGAAGACUCGUGUUCCCUUUUAUUUGAGAUAUUUUUAAUGAUUUAUUUUUUUCCAUCCGUGGCAAGCAAUGUGUCUGCCACCAGGUAUCCAAACAAAAAGCAGUCAUGAGGUUGACAUUACUUGCACCGAGCAAGUAAGAGUUGGCAAAAUACAUACAAUAGAAGUUUCAAAUAUUGAAAUAUCUGACAAUAUAUAAAGAAAAAAAAUUCAGGCACACAAAUGCCCAUCUUGUUUUUUAGAAAAAAAAAAAAAAAAAAAAUAGACUGCUUUUUCUCUCUGAAAUUUU